AUGACUUUUCUGGUGGUAUCGAAACCUAACCCUUUCACAUGCGGGGCUCAACAAUUUGGAAUCGGUCUAUGCUUCUCUAUAACUUACGCAUCCAUUUUAACAAAGACCAACCGGAUCGCACGGAUCUUUCGCGCCGGCAAGCGCACUGCAAAACGACCGAAAUUCAUCAGUCCUAGAUCACAGCUCUUCAUUUGUGGUUCAUUAGUUUCUUUACAAUUGGCAAUCGGGGUAGUAUGGCUAAUGAUGAGCCCACCAAUUGCAAUCCCAUUCUAUGCUAAUCGUAAUGAUCAUCAGCUGAUAUGUAAGGCAGCCCGAGGCUUUUCUUAUAUGAUUGGUUUUUCAUACCCGAUCCUUUUGGUGAACAUAUGUACCAUUUACGCAAUACUCACACGAAAGAUACCCGAGGCUUUCAACGAAUCUAAAUAUAUAGGUUUUACAAUGUACACUACAUUCAUCAUAUGGUUGGCCUUCGUGCCAAUCUAUUUCACAACAGCUCACAAUAUUAAAGUCCGUAUGGCAACGAUGUGUGUUUCCAUAAGUUUAAGUGCAACAGUGGCGCUCCUAUGUAUGUUUACGCCUAAACUUUAUAUUAUUCUGCUUCAUCCAGAAAGGAAUGUUCGUCAGUCUAUGAUGGCAAGCAAGAUGAUGGUCCCUAAAACAAAUUCUUCAACGGCUCGAGUCGAUUCCGGCACGCAAGCAGAUGGUACGUGGCUCUCAAAUUAUUUUCUUGUUUUCUUUUAUUUCAUACUGGAGAAAUUGAAAUAG
This is a messenger RNA of Acanthosepion pharaonis, 765 nucleotides long. Lineage: Eukaryota; Metazoa; Mollusca; Cephalopoda; Sepiida; Sepiidae. The record is from the annotation of a GenBank genome assembly.